AUGACUGAAGUUAAUACAUUCAUUGCCGACUCGAAUGCACCUAUAAUUGUGUUAUCUGCUAAGAAACACUUUGAACAAUUACCAACAAAAGACGCUAAACUUUAUGCUCAUUACCUUUCAAGAGCCUCCCACUAUGGUACUAGAGCCGUUUUAAGAUCAGUUUCGCCAGAGAGCGAAGCAAUUUAUGAUUUGGUUUUAUCAAUUCAUAGACAUUUAGGCGAGCCAGACACUAACGAGGAGUAUGAAGCUCUUUUAAGCAAGGGAACAACCAAGGAAUCACAAGCAGUACCGCACUACUUGGAAUAUGCUUCCCAAUUUUUGUCAAACUUAGGUAAUUAUAAGUCAUUCGGAGACAAGAAAUUUAUUCCUAAGUUGUCUGCAGAAGAAUUUGAUACAUUAAUUUCUGAGGGAAUCAAUGAUGAUUCCAUUACCUCGGCAUAUCAGAAAGUUCGUGAUGCUAUGUAUGAUACGACUACCAAUUUAUUAGGAUGGCCAGAAAAUGGUCAGUUGUCUAACUACUAUCCUAAUUCUCCAGAAAUUACAAAGGACGAGGCAGAAGCUGUUAAUGCUGCUCUUGCCAACAAAGGUAUCAUGCCGGAAAAUACGAGGGUAAAGAAAAUUUCGAACAAGGAGUUCGUAGUUUUAGUUGCUAGUUCUGAAACUGAAAACACAACUACAAACUACCCAAAGGAAAAACUCUCUUUAGAUAAUGGGGCUUCGUUAGUCAUUACGUUUGGUGACCAUAAUGCUGAAUUUAAGCAAAUCGUAGACAACAUGAAGCAAGCUGCAAAAUAUGCUGCAAAUGACACCCAACGUAAGAUGAUUAAUCAUUAUGUUGAAUCAUUUAAAACUGGUAAUAUGAUUGCUCAUAAGUCGUCUCAAAUCGAAUGGGUCAAGGAUUUGAAGCCUCUGGUGGAAUCCAAUAUAGGGUUCAUCGAGACAUAUAGGGACCCUUCUGGCGUUAGAGGUGAAUGGGAGGGUUUGGUUGCUAUGGUUAAUCAAGACCGUACUGCUAAAUUUUCCACCUUAGUGGAAAAUGCAGCUAGAUUAAUUCCGUAUUUGCCUUGGGACAAGAUUUAUGAAAAGGACACAUUUACUCCUCCAGAUUUUACAUCUUUAGAAGUUUUAACAUUUGCUGGAUCAGGUGUCCCUGCCGGUAUUAACAUCCCAAACUACGAUGAUGUUAGAUUGAACGUUGGUUUCAAAAAUGUUUCUUUAGGAAAUGUCUUAUCGGCAAAUCCUAAAAAGCCUAAAAAAGAAGAAGUGAUUACCUUCCUCGAGGAUGACAUGCAAGCCAAAUUCCGUAAAUGGAGAGAUGAUGCCUUUGAAAUACAAGUUGGAUUACACGAGCUUUUGGGACAUGGUACAGGUAAAUUAUUGCAAGAAGUGUCCCCAGGUGAAUACAAUUUUGAUAAAUCAAAUCCUAAUAUCCAUUCUUACUAUAAGCCAACUGAUACUUGGGGUUCACUUUUCAGUGCAGUUGCAGGUUCGUUCGAAGAAUGUAGAGCUGAAUUGGUUGCAUUAUACCUCAUUCUUAAAAAACCCUUAGAGGUAUUACCGAUUUUCGGUGUUUCAGAUGAAAAAGACCAGAAAGAAAUUAUUUUGAUCGCUGCCGUAUUAAUGUGCCGUGCCGGUUUGUUAGGAUUAGAAUUCUGGGAUCCAUCAUCUCGUAAAUGGGGCCAACCUCACAUGCAAGCUCGUUUUGGUAUUUUCAAAUCCUUGCACAAGAGUGGUGUUUGCAAGCUUGAAUUCAGCGAGGAAAACAUGGAUGACUUGACAAUCACUUUUGACGAAUCCAAAUUAGACAACAAAGCAGUAGAUGUUUUAGGCGAUUUCUUAUUAAAUUUGCAUGUCUACAAAAGUACAGGUGAUGUAUCUAAAGGUGUUGCAUACUACAAUGAUAUGACUAAUGUUACUGAUGAAUACAGUAGAUUUAGACCUAUCAUUUUACGUAAAAAAUUACCACGUAAACAAUUGAUCCAAGCUAACACGUUUGCAAACGAUUCAGGAGAAGUUGAAGUAAGAGAAUAUGAAGAGUCUGAAGUAGGUAUGAUUCAAAGUUUCGUUGAUAGAAAUGUAUAG
Debaryomyces fabryi is the source of this 2082-nucleotide messenger RNA. Its product is annotated as dipeptidyl-peptidase III. The record is from RefSeq and is a predicted model, not a curated record. Bases 1 to 2082 code for a protein of 693 amino acids. Gene Ontology annotation, molecular function: dipeptidyl-peptidase activity; metalloexopeptidase activity. Lineage: Eukaryota; Fungi; Ascomycota; Pichiomycetes; Serinales; Debaryomycetaceae. The transcript has a single exon. Gene Ontology annotation, biological process: proteolysis. Gene Ontology annotation, cellular component: cytoplasm.